This is a messenger RNA of Dreissena polymorpha, 5161 nucleotides long. Its product is annotated as heparan sulfate glucosamine 3-O-sulfotransferase 5-like. The record is from RefSeq and is a predicted model, not a curated record. Gene Ontology annotation, molecular function: [heparan sulfate]-glucosamine 3-sulfotransferase activity. NCBI's taxonomy places the organism in Eukaryota, Metazoa, Mollusca, Bivalvia, Myida, Dreissenidae. Bases 1146 to 2195 code for a protein of 349 amino acids. The transcript is spliced from 4 exons.
GUGGUGUCUUGCUUUGUUUGGUGUCACCUUUAAGCUUGUUAUUGCAAUAGUAAACACAUUUUCAUUCAAUUUUAAUGAAUAGUUUUGUCUUUGAAUCAAGAUCACUUGCCUAAAAAAAGGUAAUCUGGCGAAAUCUUAUAAAAUCCCCGUUACUGCUAAAGAAGUAUCAUUUAUGUUUCAAUUUUGAUUAAUCUAGGUUAGAAUGUUUGUUUUGAUAAUAUCUUGGUCAAGAUUGAAUUUGGGUCACAUUUUUCCAAAAACUAGAUCAGCAGGUAAAGUUUUUACGAUUGAUAUUCUACGAUCUCAUGUGAACACGUCAAGGCCAUCAUGGCCCGCUUGUGUAAGUUGAAUUGAUGAAGUUUUGUAGAAAUUUUGCUAAUGACUUACAAUGCCAAAGGAAGCCUCCAAAGCCCAUUGGUUCAAGAAACAUUUUUGCCUAUUCAAGACUCAGCAGCCAAAUAAGGUGAGUGAAAUCUUCCAUUAAGUCCUACUACUUCUAAUAGUCCACAAUGUUAUGACAAAAUGCCAUGUCGCCCAUGUCAAGGCCACUUGAAAAUAUUGAAAAUAUGUCACAAGCGCAAACCUGAUUAAAAAAACUAUUUACACAAACUUGUGCAAAAGUACAAUAUUUAUUUUUUAUUGUUUAUAUUUUUGCGUAAAAUUAUGUUAAGUUUAUCUCUUUUAUUGCUUAUAUUUUUCUAAUUUAUUAGCUAGGACGGUAUGGAGAAAACUCUUUGUUCUUUGCCACAAGAAUUUUAUGGACAACAACCAGUGGAAUGAUGUCAGCCUGUAAAGGAACUGGGAAAGAUUGCUGCUGUAUGAAUUGGCUCUGUGGAAUUCGAGCUUUACGGAUCGUAUUUACUGGACACACUGGAUGUCUAUAGGGACCAUAGCAUACAUGAGAUGGUGUUUGUCACUGAGUAUUCUGGAGCAACUUUCCCACCAAAGAAAGCCAGAUCAUAGAGUCCAUAAAUGAAGACUCACAGAUGUCUCUAUAGAGACCAUGGACAAAAUGAGAUGUCAGUGAGUAUUGUGGAGCAACUUCCUACCAAGGAAAGCCAGAGUACAGAGUCCAUGAAUGAGUGUGAACAGAAAAAGGUGUGUGAAGAAACUAGGAAGAUGGCUUAUAUUGUGAACUUCAUUGAAUGCUGAUGGAAUUUACAAGCUUCACCGUUCAGCAAUGGCAGAGGGUGAUAUUUAAGAUGGGGUUUCCGCGGAAACGGCAAGCUUGGGUAGUCAUCAGUUCAUUAGCUGUCUUUUUUUGUGUAACCUUGGUGUUCAACAAUCAAGUUCGCAAGGUGCUUAACUCGAGCAUGCUUCUUGACAACAUGGAUCUCUCAGAAGGGUAUGGAUUGAGAAAGCUUCUGGAGGAUCAAGAGGCGAAAAUCGAGCGGUUGCGGAGUGAAGGGAUGGAGCAGGGACUUCCACAGUGCAUAAUCAUUGGAGUGCGGAAAUGCGGGACCAGGGCGUUACUAGAGUUUCUUGACCUUCACCCUCAAAUCCGUAUUGCGGAUAUGGAGAUGCAUUUCUUUAAUAACGACGAAAAUUACGAAAAAGGUUAUGACUGGUACAGGAAAAACAUGCCAUUUUCAUUUCCAUCGGAUAUAACCAUAGAAAAAACACCGAGGUAUUUCAUUUCAGAGAGUGCUGCGGAGCGGAUUCGUAAAUUUAACAGUUCUGCUAAACUCAUAGUCAUUUUUCGAAAUCCAACCACACGGGUAAUUUCAGAUUACACUCAGGUAUAUCAAAACAAACUGGAGCGAAAUAAGUCAAUAGAUCGCUUCGAAGACCUUGUGAUUAGUGAGCGGACUGGGCGUGUGAACACAGGCUAUAAGGCAGUGCGGAUUAGCAUGUAUUAUUAUCAUAUGACCAAGUGGCUACAUUUCUUUGAACGAGAUCAAAUUCAUGUUGUGAAUGGGGAUAAUCUCAUUGAUAAUCCACUUGAAGAAAUUCGAAAAGUCGAGACGUUCUUGGGUUUACCAAAUUUAGUCACGGAAAGCAACGUGUAUUUCAAUGAGACCCGUGGAUUUUUCUGUAUGCAAUCUGAUGAUAAACAACAACAUUGUCUUGGUGCUAAAAAAGGGCGAAAGCAUCCAGCAAUAGACCCUAUUAUUGUGAAGAAAAUGAACAAAUUUUAUCGUCCGUAUAAUAAAAAACUGUUUCAAAUGAUUGGUCAGAAGUUUGAUUGGGAUUAAUAACAAAGCUCAUGACUCCAUAUCUUUUAAUAAAAGAUGCCCAUUUCAUUAUAUAUUGUCUGAUUAAAAAGAUGCUGCCAUGUUCAUGAAUGAUGAAAUAUAAGAUGUAAAGUGAGAAUGAUUUCAUUUGUGGUGCCUGUAUUAUUAUUAGUAUCUGAUUAUCUGAAUGCAAUCUGAUUAUCAAACAUUUAUGACAAUCUGAGAUUAUUUUUAUUAGUUUUCAGCCCACCUAAGCACAACCUGCUAAUGUUGAGCUUACCUGAGCACAACAGGCUCAUAUUGAGCUCACCUGAGCACAAAAGGCUCAUGUUUAGCUCACCUGAGCACAAAAGGCUCAUGUUGAGCUCACCUGAGCACAAAAGGCUCAUGUUGAGCUCACCUGAGCACAAAAGGCUCAUGUUGAGCUCACCUGAGCACAAAAGGCUCAUGUUGAGCUCACCUGAGUACAACAGGUUCAUGUUCAGCUCACCUGAGUACAACAUGCUCAUGUUAAGCUCACCUGAGUACAACGGGUUCAUGUUGAGCUCACCAUGCUCAUGGUUUUAAUCAUGGUGAGCUAUUGUGAACAUCAUUUGUCUGUCUUUUUUCGUCCAUCAUGCUUUGUCAUCAGUUGCUUUGGAAAAUUCAGUGUCCAAUUUUCUUGAAACUGUGUCAGAACAUUUGGUCAAAUGAUACAUUGGCAAGUUAAAAACUAGCCUGGCCUGUUUGGACUGCACAGGCUUAUAUGGGACCACACUUAAAAAACAAAUUCUUUUAGCUUGUUUUCCCUGAGCAAUUCUCAUAUUUAUUGUAUUGCUAUUCAGAUAUUAUCAUUUCGUCAUAUUAUUUGUUCUUUAUAAUGAUCUCUCUAAAAUGUUCUAUGAUAAUUGCACAAUAGUUUAUUUUGAAACAAAACAGCCAUGUAAAUUAAUAAGUCUUUAUGUAGUUUGAUAGAUGCAGCAUAUUUAGUUUUUCUGUACAUGUGCCGUAAGAUUCUAAGUAUAAAAUAUAUCAUUUGAAAUGCCAUGCAUAUUGCUGUACCAUUUUGAAAACUUUGUGUAUGUUUUUUACAUUUCCCCAAGACAUACUCCCGGCACAAACAGUUAAAAGUGUAAUAUUAAAAAAUAUAUAUAUAUUACCCCAAUAUAAAUAUAAUAAUGUCAUUUGAGUUUGUUUAUUGAAAAUUUUCAAGAGUAUUGAAACAUGGCAAGGUUUUUUAUGCAUGUUUAAUAGGACCUUAUGUUAGGAUAACAUUACAAACAAUCUUAAUUUUACAUUUUCUUUCAAGAUGUUAAUUACGCUAGCACACAACCUUUUGGGAUAGCAUCUGUUAAUGCUAUGAAAUAUUGUGGCCUUGCUCUGGGACGUUUGCUAAUUGCAUGUGCAUAAGCAGGGGAGAUAAUCACGUGAUAGUCAACAUGUCAAAAUCAAUGGCGAGACAGUUAUUAUUUGCCGUGUUAUACCCUUUAUAAUUUUUGUUUAUAUUUAGCUCGACUAUUAUAUAUGAAAUAUAUAUAGUGGAGCUAUCAUACUCACCCAGGCGUUAGCGUGAGCCUUAGCAUAAGCGUGAGCGUGCAAAUGUUAAAGUUUGAUUCCUACCCCAAAUAUUUCCUAUGUCCCUUGACAUAUUGCUUUCAUAUUUUGCAUACUUCUUUACCAACAUGACCCCAGCCUAAAAACAAGAGCAGACACUGUAUCAAGCAUUUUGUAAGAAUUAUGGCCCUUUUUAUUCGCCCGUUUUUAAAAACGGGACGUAUUAUAGUUUCACCCAUGGCGGGCGGUGGGCAGCGUCCACAACAGUGUCCGCUCUCUAGUUCAAAUAGUUUUCAUCCGAUCUUCACCAAACUUGGUCAGAAGUUGUGUCUAGACAAUAUCUAGGUCAAGUUCGAAUAUGGAUCAUGCCGGGUCAAAAACUAGGUCACUGGGUAACUUAGUGCAUUUCAAGGAUUAAGCAUAGUGUCCGCUCUCUUAUUGAAGUAGUUUUUACCAGAUCUUCACCCGAUGGUCAGAAGUUGUGUCUAGAUGAUAUGUAGGUCAAGGUCAAAUAUGGGUCACGCCGGGUCAAAAACUAGGUCACGAGGUUACUUAGUGCAUUUCAAGCAUUAAGCAUGGUGUCCGCUCUCUAAUUGAAGUAGUUUUCAUCUGAUCUUCACCUAAUUUGGUAAGAAGUUGUGUCUAGAUGAUAUGUAGGUCAAGUUCGAAUUAACUCAUGCCUGGUCAAAAACAAGGUCAUGAGGUCACAUAGUGCAUUUCAAGCAUUUUGCAUGGUGUCCAAAACCUUCGAACGGGCGUAUCUAGUGACAGUUUGGCACUCUUGUUCCACUUAGUAUAUGCAUAUUAUUGAUAACUCUAGGUUAAAGUUUGCGUACCACCACAAAUAUUUUCAAUUUCCCUUGACAUAUUGCUUUCAUAUUUUGCAUACUUCUUUACCAACAUGACCCCAACCUAUAAACAAGAGCAGACAACUGUAUCAAGCAUUUUGUAAGAAUUUUGGCCCUUUUUCCACUUAGAAUAUGCAUAUUAUUGAUAACUCUAUGUUAAAGUUUGCGUACCACCUCAAAUAUUUUCAAUGUCCCUUGACAUAUUGCUUUUAUAUUUUGCAUACCUCUUUACCAACAUGACGGCAACCUAUAAACAAGAGCAGACAACUGUAUCAAGCAUUUUGUAGGAAGUAUGGCCCUUUUUUGUCUUUGUAAUUUUGAAUAUUUUGUUAAAUUUGUGUUAAGAUCCACUUCUAAAGUAUCAAGGCUAUUGCUUUCAAACUUCUAAUACUUUCUUACUAUCAUGAUGGUACUGUACCUUGCAAGUUGAAUUUGACUUUGACCUUUGAAUGACCUUGACUCUCAAUGUCAAAUUAAUACAUUUUGCUUAAAUUACCAUAACUUCUUUAUUGAACAUCAGAUUUGAUUCAUACUUUGACAAAACAACACUUAACUGAAUACCACAAUGGACUCCAACCAAACUAUCCCCCAUGCCCCAUCCCAGAA